Hypoxylon fragiforme is the source of this 2403-nucleotide messenger RNA. RefSeq lists its product as uncharacterized. The record is from RefSeq and is a predicted model, not a curated record. NCBI's taxonomy places the organism in Eukaryota, Fungi, Ascomycota, Sordariomycetes, Xylariales, Hypoxylaceae. The transcript is spliced from 7 exons. Bases 545 to 1690 code for a protein of 381 amino acids.
AAGAAGGAAGGUAACUAAAAAUGCAUUUUCACACUUCUCCGUCAGCAAUUCGGGAUGGAUUUGUCCUAGUCUCUUGGGCUCUUCGACUGAUCAGCGUCGAUCUCACCUCAUCAUGGCCGCCCUUUGCGCCCCGAGGCUACAGAGAUUCACAUGGUUAGGUAGUAUUACAUAGCACUUUAUAGAUAGAUAUGCACCUAGGUUAGGUAUGCAGUCUCUCUAUAUUAUAAUCGCACAGACUCUUCUGUAUACUCUUCCAUGCAUGGUCCCACCUCACCUGUCCCCCAUACUCCUACUCACUCCCCUCUAUACAACGGACUUGUGCCACAUUACAAUUAGUCAAUCUGAGAGUAUAUGAUAAAUGGUCUUUGCCUUUCCAUUAUAUUGACACAUGGUGCCCACUUAUCACAUCAUAUUACAGGCCCAUCAGUGUAGCCCUAUUACCAUAGUGUCGUCAACGUUGGAACCAGGACUGGGAUUAUAGAUUAACUCGUUUCCCAACAUCGUCGGUUCACAGUACCAGACCUCUAGCUAAACCACCUUAGCUAUGUCGUCGACCGCAUUAAAGUAUUACCAACGCCCGGGGCAUGUCAUUGCUGCCGGAGUCGUCCUGUCCGUUAUUGAUAUCAUAUCUGUUGCGCUGCGGUUCUGGACUCGCCGGAAGCAGCAUCAAUCUCUAAAGGCCGAUGACUGGCUUCUGAUACCAGCUACGCUCAUCACAAUUGGUAUCGGCAUAUGUCUGGUCUAUGGCGUCUCGCAAGAAGCCCUCGGGUUUCCCUUCAAGAUCGCCCCAGAGGAUAUAGAGAAUUCUCUAAAUAUUACUUCAGUACAACUUUCGAUAGCCUUCAAAAUCGAGUUCUCGGUCAUCUCGAUGCUGCCGCUCGCACUCGGCUGCAUCAAAGCCAGCUUUCUCUUCUUCUACCGGCGCAUCUUCUCCGUCAACAAAAAGACCGACAUCUUCCUCAUCGGCAUGAUCGUCCUCGUCGUCCUGUGGACGCUGGGCUUCUUCUUCACCGUCGUGUUCGAGUGCGGCACCAACUUCUGGGUGGUCUGGAGCACCGAUUCGGCGUCGGCCAAGAAUCUGACGACGCACUGCAUCCCGACGAUGCCGCUGGCGCUGUCCAUCGGGAUCACAGAUUUUAUUACGGAUGUUAUCAUCAUCUCUAUCCCGGUGCCACUUAUUUGGCGCUUGAACUUUUCAACCAGCAAGAAGGUCGUGGCCAGUGCCGUGUUUCUCCUAGGAGCAGUGACAAUCGCAGCAUCUUUAACACGGCUCAUCGUGAUAACCAAAGACGUGCACGCAGCCGUCGUCUUCAACCCCUACGAAGACGCAAUUCUGGUCAUCACCGAGUAUCUCUACUGGGGCGCCAUCGAAUGCGGCAUCGGCGUCCUCGCCGCCUCCCUGCCCACGCUCCGCUAUCUCCUCAUCGACAUGUCGCUGAAGUCGGUAAUCGACAGCACGUGGGGGUCCCUGCGGACCAAGCGCUCGCGGUCGCACUACUCGAGCAACAGCGACGAGCAGGCCAUCCACGUCGACCAGAUCGUCAACGUGGACUACGCGAAGCGGAAGAGCACGUCCAUGCACUCGCAGUCGACCUCGCAGACGCAGGACCGGCUGGUGCCGAAGCACCACGGGGUUAAUGGGGCCGAGGCGUACUCGAUGAAGGACUGGAGGAUUUCGGGGAAUGUGUAGACGGGGGGCUAUGGAGGGUACCUAGGCUCUGUGGUGCAAAUGGCGUUGGAUAACUGCACUCGCUCUGUUGAUCAGAUCGUCGUUCUUUCCAGCGGGUUGGGUAAUGAGCAACGUACAGCCUGUUAGCUUCGCUCGUUAGGUACUACCGGGAGGAAGAUAACUAGGUAUCUUUUUUUUUUUUGUGUUUGGGAUGUUUUUAGCAGGUGUUAUCAGGGGUCUAUAGGUUGGAGUAUAGCAUGUUGCCUGGGAAAGUAGCCAGGUGCAUGCAUGCCAGUGUACCUAGAUAUAGUGUUUUUUUUUGUUUUUUUGUGUGAUACCCUCAGAUACAGCAGCGGGGUAUAUGACUACCCCUGAGAAUAGGGGUAGUUAAAAGGAAAUAGGAAAUUAACCCACUCCUACCUGAAUUGACUUUCCCAUGAGUGCAAUCAGGAGAGAGGAUACGAGUAUCGAUUCUAGAUAUAAGUAAUCUCGCAUCAUUGAACCUAGCGAUUGGUAUAACCCAGCAAACGUCACACUAGAUCAUCACGUUGAUUUACUGAUGAUCCAAUAACUACUUCUUGGUGUUGAAUCUUGAGUUAUGGUCAAAACCACUUGGCCUCUUAUUUUCUCGAUAGAAGACUUGUUGAGGUGCCUGGACACUUUCCAAGUGUUGAUCCAGGUACUACUAGUAGUACUACUAGGUAUGCAGGUUAAGAGUAUGCAUAAUGGUGGUC